Messenger RNA from Daphnia magna, 1692 nucleotides. RefSeq lists its product as uncharacterized. The coding region runs from base 1 to 1692 and encodes 563 amino acids. Lineage: Eukaryota; Metazoa; Arthropoda; Branchiopoda; Diplostraca; Daphniidae. The record is from RefSeq and is a predicted model, not a curated record. The transcript has 6 exons.
AUGAAGCAAGUCAAGAAAGUAAAGGAUAAAAAUUUUAUACAUCGGGAAGUUACUGAUAAAUCCAAGGCUCGUCGAAAGAGGUAUGCGGAAAAAGGUCUUUUCAAAGAAGCCAAUGAAAAGGAAUCAGCUGUAAACAUCCAAAAGAAAUCUAAAAGUAAUAAAGAAACCUUGCCUACUCAUGUUAUUGAAGAAAACAAUGUUGAAGGAUCUAACAGCCAUGAGGAAAAUCAAGAGUUUCUUUCUGUUGUCGAUGAAGGCAACAACCAAGUUCCUUCUGUAUUUGAUGCUACAAGAGUCAUUCAUCUGGAAAGAAGAACUAUGUUAGAAGAUGAAGUUAAUCAAACAGAGCUGUUAAAUGAAGAAACUGAAUCUGAUUCAAUUCACCAAAGAACACGCAAACCUUGGAAUCAAAGAAUGAAAGAACGCUUAGAUGACUGGGAAAGCGCAAAAGAUAUUAUGUACAAGGCUUUUGUAUCAGCCAAAGCUUAUAAUGGAAAUGUGUGCAGCAUAUGCUCACAAGAUUUAAAAGUGUAUGUUAAAUGCUUGACUUGUAAAGUCACAUGUUGUGCAACUUGCGACCAAACUCUACACUGCAAUUCUCCAUUUCAUGAACGUUCGCUAUUUACUGAUGCAGUAUCAGAAAAUCUGCUGCCUACUAGUUUUAUUGACACGGAUGGAAAAGUGAUACAACAAGACGUUGCUGUUCCGUGUGUUGUUCCUGCAAAUUGCCAGAAAUGUUUAAAAACUGGAAAACUUCGUCUCCAUCCUGGAUCAGGAAAAAUCGCAGUUGUUACAAAAGAAGGACGCUUUGAUUUGAGCUAUCCGGAAUUUAAAUGUUCAGAAUGUGAAGGUGUGAUGAUAGCAGCCGAGAAUGAUUUAAUUUCAUCCGGAUGGUGGCCUGGGUCACCCAAAAACAUGAGUUACCUUUUUUCAGCAGAUUUGCUGAUCAUGUGGAACCACUUAGUUCAUAAAACACCUGGCACUUCAGAGAGAAAAUUUAUUGAAACAUUGUGUGAAAUUUCCAAGCGCUCUGGUCGGUCGGGAACGAUUUGCCGUCAAACCUUUGCCAUUUCAAAUAAAUACUACCAAUAUAUGGAGUACCUGGUUGAAGUAGAAGCAAAGCUUCGAGAGCUUUUCACCUGUAAAGCCUGUGGGAGAAGACCACUGGCCAUGCACAUCGAUGGCAUUAUGAAACUGUACCGUUGGUUGAGUUCAAAAGGGGUGGAUCAUUCUCAAUUAUUGAAUGACAUCGGUAUUGUUUCCGAUGCAGUUUUCCAAGAACACGCAGAUAAAAUAAAUCAAAUUAAACCAAAGCUGGGGAAAGUAUCAAAAGAUACAUGCGGUGGUGCAUCCUAUAAAGCGGGAAAGUCUGACUCCGUUAAUGACCGUACAGGACUAGCAGAAACAGGAAUCGUGUUCUGCACAUGUCGGCAUGGUUAUCUUUUACGAGGUGUGGAUAUGGCAAAAGGAGAGACGUACCGCCAUGUCCAUUAUCUGCACGACUAUGCAUUCAGAAGUGGAUGUGAUUUUCUUUGUUACGACGUUGUUUGUCAAUACUGGACUUUUGCGGAAGACCUUUCCAAGGCGAAUAACGAGAUCAAACCGCACACAGAGACUAUGAAACCUUUUUUAUCGCGAUGGCAUGGAAAAACACACGCCUGGUAUUGUCAGGUAAAAUUGUCUUCGUAUUAA